Messenger RNA from Dendronephthya gigantea, 2711 nucleotides. RefSeq names its product cAMP-dependent protein kinase type II regulatory subunit-like. Gene Ontology annotation, molecular function: cAMP-dependent protein kinase regulator activity. The coding region runs from base 1182 to 2309 and encodes 375 amino acids. The record is from RefSeq and is a predicted model, not a curated record. Gene Ontology annotation, cellular component: cAMP-dependent protein kinase complex. Lineage: Eukaryota; Metazoa; Cnidaria; Anthozoa; Malacalcyonacea; Nephtheidae. The transcript is spliced from 15 exons. Gene Ontology annotation, biological process: regulation of protein phosphorylation.
UGGGCUAGAUUGUUAAGCUGUAAUACCUUGAUAGAUGCAUUAGGACAUUUUGAUUUAUUUAAAGAAACGUGCGGUAUAAAUUGUUGAUUUACAGGUCAGAUCAUCAUUGCUUGGUAAUGGGCAUUUGAGUGCAGUGUUGUAUGGCGUUCUUUAUUUGUUAAACAUGAAUUUGGCCACUUGGUGCAAUAAAAUCCUAAUUGUUUUGGCAAUUUUUCAAUGAAUAUAAUUCUAUAGGCGAACACAUAUAGUGUGAAUAAUAAACAGAAAAUAAUAUGGUCACAGUUACUAACUAAAACAAAGCACAGCUAUAGGAACUUUGUAUUUUAUGAAGGCAGAUAUUUAGGAAAUAAUACGGAAAUUCAAAAUGUUGUAAAAAUACCAUAUAUAUAUAAUUGAUUAAAUCAUUUGAUAGAGUAGACAGCAAACAACAGCGUAGAAUCGAGUGCCACAAACUUCAAUAUUAAUUGUAUAAAUUAAUUGCUUGAAUUUUAAAAACCAUGCAACAACCGUGAUAAAAUAUUAAAAUAUUGCAGUUAAACGAGUAUAAAGUAUAAAGAUAAUCGAUAAGAUAGUACAGUAAGUAUUUAAAAAAAUGACACAUUAUUUCUUAGGUAAAUAUAAUUGGUUUAGAAAGGCGUAAAACAAUAUUUUCACAUAUAAUCAGCAUGUCUGCGAGAUGAUAUUUCUUUAUGUACGUUUACAGUUUUUCUCAUUUAGCAGUAAGCUAAAGACAAUACAAUAUACAUGUGAACUAAAGUUUUUUGCAAAACAUAAAGUGAGAAGGUGUACCGUGUACUAUAAAGAAUGUAGAGGUUUUUUCACUAGUCAUUUUAGCGUGAUUAUUACUGCAAAUUGUGAGAAGAUUGCAGAUUGAAUAGCUUUGCUCAAUAAUUAUUCGCAAAUAUGCGCAUAGGUAGUUAUAUAAUAUAUAUGAGAUCUGCGGUUUGAUUGGUUAGUGUGCUGAAAUGCUCUCAUCUGAUUGGCUGUUUUACUAAUUUGCUCUCACCAACCUUCGCUGUUUGACAUUGUUUGACAUCCUCGCUGUAUACUGCAUUACUUUGCUGCCAAUUUUCGCAUCGGUGAAACUUUUGGUAAACAAUUGAAUAAACGGAAACAAACAUUGACAUUAUGUAAAAUUUAUUGCGGAAUAAAACUGUUGGGUUAUUUUUUACCGCGUUAAAAUGGAGUUGCAAAUACCUACCGGACUUACUGAUAUGCUGCAGGAUUUUACCGUUGUUGUUCUCCGCGAGCGACCUGAAGACAUGGUUGAUUUUGCUGCAGAAUAUUUUACGCAGUUAAAAUUGCGAAGCAAAACUAGUGGUAAAGGGGUUUCGUUCUAUUCAGAUGAAAAAGAAUCUGAUCAGGAGGAUGAAGAGGAACCCUUGGAACCACCAAAAAACAGAUAUGCUAGGAGGCAGUCAGUCUCAGCUGAACCUCUUGCUCCAUCAGAUGAGGAGGAUGAUGAUGAAGAGAAAAUUGUUUAUCCUAAAACAGACCAACAAAGGAUCCGUCUAAAUGAAGCAGUAAAAAACAUUUUACUGUUUAAAAAUCUAGAAAGUGAAGAGCUAACUAGAGUGCUGGAUGCCAUGUUUGAGAAAAAAGUAACACCAGAUGAACAUGUGAUUGACCAAGGAGAUGAUGGGGACAAUUUUUAUGUUGUUGAUAGUGGUACAUAUGAUAUAUUUGUAAAGAUAGAUGGAGCUGACAAAAAUGUUGGUAACUACAUUAACAAAGGAAGUUUCGGAGAAUUGGCCCUUAUGUAUAACACUCCAAGGGCAGCAACUAUUGUUGCAACUUCAGAUGGUAUUCUUUGGGCCUUGGAUCGAGUCACAUUUAGGAAAAUAGUUCUUAGAGCAGCAUCUAAGAAGAGGAAAGCGUAUGAAGCACUCAUUGAAAAAGUCCCAAUGCUGUCAGAAAUAAAUAUGAGUGAAAAAAUGAAUCUAGCUGAUGCGCUUGAGUCAAAAACAUAUGAUGAUGGAGAAUGCAUUAUCAAACAAGGUGAUGAAGCAGAGUUCAUGUACUUUGUGGAAAAAGGGGUUGUCUCUAUUCAAAUAUUACAGCCGGGUGAGUCAAAUGAGGUAGAAGUUGCAACAUGUACUGAAGGACAAUACUUUGGAGAGCUUGCAUUGGUAACUCAUAAACCAAGGGCAGCAUCUGCAUACGCCGUCGGUUUAGUAAGAUGUGCAGUGUUGGAAAUCCAUGCAUUUGAACGACUGCUGGGUCCUUGCAUGGAUAUCAUGAAACGUAAUAUAACCAACUACGAAGAGACGUUGAACAACCUCGGUAUUGAACACACUGACCUACGGUAGACGUGGCGCUUGUAAUGUUUAGUCAAUUACUGGCCUUAAGUCACGUUUCCUCUCCUUUCGUGGCUGCAUUUUUGGAAUGGUUUUAUCCACGUUUUCUCUUGUUCGGUUCUUGACGAGGGACUGUUGUUGCGAUUUUAAAGACCAUGUUAGCCGAUGAUUAAUUAGGCAGAAAUAUUUUAAUCAAAUAGUUUCCGUAUCUUAACUGAUUUCUAAACAUUUGCGGAAUUUUAGAGGAUUUAUUUAUUGUUUAGAAAAGUUGAAAGAAAUGUUGUAUUGGUAUACUGUAAAUAAUAAAACUUACCUUACUAAUGGCUGUUACAUAAAGAUUUCUUGCGAGCCAGCAUGAACAGAAGUAAUAGUUUAUUAGUUUAUUACUUUGUUGUCAUGCGACAAUAAUAUGAC